GUCGAGCAGGAUGCUGCUAAAUAUGGUUAUAACAACAGCGCCGGUUUGUUUCGCACAGUAAAGAAGAGUGAACUAAUGUACUAAUUUUGUAUAAUGACGUUGACAGGGAGUUAGGUCGCCAUUGGGACAUGAUGUGACAGACUGACUGGAAUAAAGCUGAAUAUCCAUGCGGAUUUAACACUUAUAAACUCCCGGUUGGUAAGUUUUAGCCAUUUAAGCUAAUCACACACCCUCCAUGGCUAAACAAGUCAAUGCAGUUAUUGGCUCAGGCUCAUCUGAAUAGUAGAGCAACAUGUACACUUUAGUCACUUCAGAGGAGCCCCAGGAAUCACUAAACACGUCGAUGGAGGUGCCCAUGCCACCACCUCCACCACCCCCACCCCCAGCUCCCAAAGACCCACAGCCCACCCAGAAGAGGCUGUACCAGGCCAUAGCAGAAGGCAGACGGCCAGUGGAGGGCGACCACGCCGAAGCCCGCCUGCUUCUCACCCAGAGGGAGAGCAGUUUUAGGAAAGAUCUCCAGUGGAUCUUAUUCAACAAAUACGUGCCGUCGCUCAUCCAGGAUGGCCCACAGUGCGGUCUGGUGGCCUUGUGGAUGGCGGCCCACCUGCGUCAGCCCGCGCGCCCGGUCGCCAUGGAGACCAUCGUCGAGACGGCGCUGAAAAGGGGGUACACCGCCCAGGGGGAAAUGUUCUCAGCCCGGGACAUGGCCCUGCUGGCGGGGGAGGUGUGUGGCUGUCGGGCCGACCUCCUGACGGGAGGUAUGGGCGGGGCCAACGCCGCGGCCAUCGUGGCUCACCUGCGCGCUGGGAAGCCGGUCCUCAUCCCAUACGACGAGGACUUCAACCACGAGCCGUGCCAACGCGGUGGCCACAGAGCGCACUGGGCAGUGGCCUCCGGCGUCCUCCUGGGGGUCGACAGCGUGCGCAGAGACCACGCCCAGCCGGACCCCUCCCUGCCCUGGCUCCACCUGGCCGGCGGGCCCGGGGCCCCCCACCCCCCCACGGGGGCCCCCCCCAGAGAGGUCUACAUCCUGGCCAAGCAGGGCAAGAGCCUGCGUUACCAGCUGUGGCGUCUGGAGGCGGCGGCGGAGAGCAACAGCCAGCUGAGGGAGAUGGACCCCAAGAGGAGCGUGGACGGGGCGCGCUACGUGGUCCCCGAGGGCGGGGUGGGGGCCGGGCUGGCAGGCCAGGUGGUGCUGCUGCACCCAGGGACCCUGGCGCCGUGAGCAGGCGCCCCCCCCCCCCCCCCCCCCCGCCCUCCGGGGACGCGUACGGCCGGUGGGCCGAUGCGGCCGGGUGGGAUUCUGGCGGGACGCGUGCAGCGUAGCGCGGUCGAAUCACUGAGGUCACUGGUCCAGAGGCUUAUGGGCCCAGACCAGUGACCUCACUGGGGUUACUGGUGCAGGGGCCCGUGGGCCCAGACCAGUGACCUCACUGGGGUUACUGGUGCAGGGGCUCGUGGGCCCAGACCAGUGACCUCACUGGGGUUACUGGUGCAGGGGCCCGUGGGCCCAGACCCAACAGGGUCUCCCCGUUCCUGGGCUCUGAUGUUAAAUGACGACGGUUCUAAUCCCUGCCAAUUUGUUUGCUCUGAAAAAGGGUCAAGAGAUGUUAUUUUCUUUAACUCUUGCAGGGGUAUGAAUGCAAUACUGUGAUUACAUUGGGAGAAUAAAUGGUUGAUACCAAAACGA
Gadus macrocephalus (Pacific cod) is the source of this 1693-nucleotide messenger RNA. It is a transcript of the gene actmap, whose product is annotated as actin maturation protease. The coding region runs from base 293 to 1228 and encodes 311 amino acids. The transcript has 6 exons. The record is from RefSeq and is a predicted model, not a curated record. Lineage: Eukaryota; Metazoa; Chordata; Actinopteri; Gadiformes; Gadidae.